Messenger RNA from Hibiscus syriacus, 1460 nucleotides. Its product is annotated as probable protein phosphatase 2C 76. The record is from RefSeq and is a predicted model, not a curated record. Gene Ontology annotation, cellular component: nucleus; cytosol. NCBI's taxonomy places the organism in Eukaryota, Viridiplantae, Streptophyta, Magnoliopsida, Malvales, Malvaceae. Gene Ontology annotation, molecular function: protein serine/threonine phosphatase activity; cation binding. The transcript is spliced from 9 exons. Bases 550 to 1449 code for a protein of 299 amino acids. Gene Ontology annotation, biological process: protein dephosphorylation.
ACAAGAUUUGAACCCCCAAAACUACAAAUUUUGCCAGCUCUCUCUCUCCCGAACACAUCUGAAAUCCAUCCCUUUCUCUCUCUAGGGUUUCAGAUUCUCCUCUUUCUUACUAAUCUCCACGUGUUCCAAUCUGGACACGAUCCUUAUUGCCCGGUUCAUCGAUCCGAUCCAAUUCUGUUAUCCAAGUUUUUUGACGAGAGAUCCCCUAUCUGUUUGUAUAGGUUCAUUCGAUUUUUGUCGAGAUUGCUGCCUUCUCUUUAUUGCCUCUCACUUCCAUCAUUUAUCAGCUCAAGAAAUGUGUCUAUCAUUUUGAACACUAAAUCGCUUUCUGUGAGUUUGAAGAUCUGGGCAUUAGAAGGGGCAAUAAGUGAAUCAUUUUAGGUGGUAUGCGGAAGUUGUUUAAGCAGUAUAAUUGUUCAGACUGCACUUACAAGAAAAAUUUUAGCCCCGACAAGGGUACACUUUCGAAGUAUUGGAAGGACUUUAUAUGUCGGUGCUGGAUUAACUAGUCAGUGGAACUGGAAUCGUGAAUUUGGAACAAGUGUAAAGAUGAUGGUCAAUUCAGGUGCAACAGCUAACGGGGGUCCCGUUGUCUAUACCUUUCUGAAGAAAGAUGGUGAUGGUAAAUACGUUAAGGGUGGGUGGAGAAGUGAAGAUGGAAAGUUAAGCUGUGGAUAUUCAAGUUUCAGAGGAAGGAGGGCCACAAUGGAAGAUUUUUAUGAUACUAAAACUUCAAAGAUUAAUGGGCAGACAGUCUGCAUGUUUGGGGUCUUUGAUGGGCAUGGUGGUUCUCGUGCUGCUGAGUAUUUAAAGCAACACCUUUUUGAGAAUCUAAUGAAGCAUCCAAAGUUCAUGACUGACACUAAACUUGCGAUAAGCGAGACGUACCAACAGACUGAUGCAGAUUUCUUAGAUUCUGUGAGGGAUAGUUAUCGUGACGAUGGUUCAACUGCUUCUACGGCAGUGUUGGUUGGUAGCCAUCUAUAUGUUGCCAAUGUUGGAGACUCAAGGACUGUAAUUUCCAAGGCUGGAAAAGCAAUCCCUCUCUCUGAAGAUCAUAAACCAAACAGAAGUGAUGAACGGAAGAGAAUCGAAAAUGCUGGAGGGGUUGUCAUGUGGACAGGAACAUGGAGAGUAGGAGGUGUGCUAGCCAUGUCUCGAGCUUUUGGCAAUCGCAUGUUGAAGCAGUAUGUUGUUGCAGAACCUGAGAUUCAGGAUAUAGAGAUAGAUGAAGAGUUUGAGUUGCUUGUGCUUGCUAGUGACGGAUUAUGGGAUGUAGUGCCUAAUCAGGAUGCCAUUUCACUGGCUCAAGAGGAAGAAGAACCGGAGGUGGCUGCUAUAAAGUUGACAGAAACGGCUUUCACCCGCGGUAGCACCGACAACGUAACAUGCAUCGUGGUGAGGUUCCACCAUGACAAGGCCGCAGCUCUGGUCAAUCCCCAAGUAUGACUAGAAAUUCC